Molecule: messenger RNA, 585 nt
Organism: Lizanozyma spartinae
Lineage: Eukaryota; Fungi; Ascomycota; Pichiomycetes; Serinales; Debaryomycetaceae
Exons: 1
Coding region: 1-585 (194 amino acids)
Source: RefSeq, a predicted model, not a curated record
AUGACUGAAGCUGUCACGUACCCCGAUGCAACCUUCAAGUUGCCUACGCCCUUCGUCAACUUGGGAAACUCCAGCGCGUACCCCAAAUGGAGUCCAAUCAACACCAAGGACCAAACCACCAGAGUGUUCAAGUUUGGCUUCUACACAACCGUUGGAGCUUAUGCUUGGUUAACUAUAUGGAAGAGAACUGCUUUCCUGUUGAAGAUGCCAUUGAGUGCCGUUGCAUUUGUAACCACCGCUGUGGGUGUUAGAAGUGGGUUGGCUAACAUUAGAGAACGGAAUGAUCCUUGGAAUAUCUUUUGGGGAUCUGUUGCUGGUUCUACUGCACUUGCUACUACUUCAUAUAGAAGCUUACCUGUUUCCACCAGAGCCUGGGCCACCUUUUUGUCUGCAUCCGUACUUGCUAUUGGUGAAGGUACGUGGUACGCACAAUCUGCAUCGAGUGCUGGUCAAGACGUAAAACAAGUCCUUGCUGACUCGGAAAGCGCUCUGGAAAAGCAACAAUUCUGGGACGUAUGGAGAAGAAGACCUUUGUCACAAACAGUUGAAGAGCUAGGUGUUGGUAGAGGUAUCUUCAAGCCAUGA